AUGCCUAUGUCUUCUCUCCCAGCAGCCAUUUUAUCUCAAAUGAUAGCUGUAAACAAUGUGUCUCCUCCUCCACUUCUCAGUAUUCCAAGCUUGCAAAUGCCUAAGAACAUUGAUUAUCCUCAGCUGAAUACAUUAUGCCACAUGAGAGGAAUACAAUACAGUAGAUCCUUGACCAAUAUCCUAUCAGCACACAAUAUAUUUAUGAAGCAAUAUCCUAAAAUAUUCUUGCAGAAUAAAACCAGACUACCUAAACUUUUCAAAGAGGAAGGAAAAAGAUAAUGAUCCAGAGGAAAAUCAGAAAGUAAACCCCAACAACCUGAUGAUUCUCACAACAUAUCUAUCCAUGUUAAAAAAGCACGUGGUGGCCAUACUUUAUAUGGACCAAAAAAAUCUGAAGAGAAGUUAGUAGAAUUCAUGGCUAUCUUAAAGAAAUUGCCCAUUCACAGGAUGCUAUUUGAACACAACGCUGUGUGGAAGAUGCUGAGAACAAUUCCAGAUUUAACCUCUCAUCUAAUUGAUGAGCAUCUGAAAACACUUAGUAAGAAUGUCAUUUCUGAAACCUGGGUAAAAAGAAGCACAUUGAUAGGAAAUGAUGGAUUUUAUAUGAUACUGAAAGGCCUAGCUUGACCACGAACACAGAUAUAUAAAAAUCUGAUUGAAGAAAAUGAGUCUACAACCUCUUUCAUACCUCAGAGUUUCCACAGCUUUGUUUUCAGUGAAGACUUCAGAAACUCUAUACUGGCAGAGACGCACAUACCUUCAAUGGACCCAAUGCUUGGACAAUGGAGUACCUUUGGAACCCUGGAAGUUACAGCUCAGACUGAAUCAUAAACAAAGGCGUUCUCAGUGGUGGCAGAAGAAGAUUGUGAAAUCCUUAUAAUCCCUGCAAAGAAUUAUGCAAAGUUGAAAUCGGAAAAAACAAAACUGAAAAAUAAAAAUAAGGUGAAAUUAAUCUGUAAGUGUCCAUAUUAUACAGAGUGGCCUACUUUAUCCAUAUAUGAGCUAGUUACACUCACUUAAUGGAAAAAAUUUCCUCCAGGUCAUGUGCUUGUUGAUAGUGGAAAUAUAAUCUCUUUUGUGGCUUAUAUUAAUUCUGGAUAUUGUAAGAUUUGCAGAAGUAUUGUAGGACUUUCAAAACCACAAUCAAGAAAAGUGAAAAAAAAUACGAAACUUGUGUAUAUGGGUCAACUUAAGGAGAAGGAGUCUUUUGGUGAGAUUAGUGUUCUUCAAGUUCCUUUCACAUACACAAUAGUUACUGGAAUAGAUGUUGAGAUGGCAAUUAUUGAAGAUAAGGACCUACUUGAAUAUAUUAGCAAUAUUUUAAAAGACUGA
Lagenorhynchus albirostris (white-beaked dolphin) is the source of this 1332-nucleotide messenger RNA. It is a transcript of the gene CNBD1, whose product is annotated as cyclic nucleotide binding domain containing 1. The record is from RefSeq and is a predicted model, not a curated record. NCBI's taxonomy places the organism in Eukaryota, Metazoa, Chordata, Mammalia, Artiodactyla, Delphinidae. The transcript is spliced from 14 exons.